CAACAAGUAGAGACUGCUCGGUCGGUAAUUGAUAUUUCGUAAACUAUACCCCGUUUAGUGCGACAUGUCUUUAUAAUAAGCUUGAUUUUCGUUAAUUUAGCUCAAAAAAUAGAGUUUAUAGCUCAAUUUUGUUGUGAAGUUUGUUUUAUUUGAUGUUAUUUUAGUGUAUGUUGUAAGGAAAGUUGUUAUAUUAAAUUCAUAACAAAGAAACGUCGGUUAUGUUUUCAUAAAAACUCGGUAUAGUUGGCUGGGUAUGACAGGAGGUCACGCAUGUAGUGUUGUAUGAAGUAAAAUUAAUGUUUGCAUCGCCUACUUGUUUUGGUCAUUUGAUGUGAAAAGUUUAAGUUUUGGACGCUGGGUUUUUAUUAUUUGUACCUACCUGUUAAAAAGGACUUGUAAUAUGAGUGACGACGAUAGGGAUAUAGACGUUGAAAGUGAUGAAGGUGAUGAUUCAGAUUCGAGACAUCCCACAUCAAGGCAAUCUGCUGGAAACCAAUACUUUUCACAGGCGGAAAAGAGAGCACACCAUAAUGCACUAGAGCGAAAGCGGCGCGAUCACAUCAAAGACAGCUUUAGCAGCUUAAGGGAUUCAGUGCCUUCCCUCAAUGGUGAAAAGGUGGCGAGUCGAGCGCAAAUAUUGAAAAAAGCCGCCGAAUACAUAGUGUUUAUGAAAAAGAAAAACAACUCACACCAGCAGGACAUUGACGAUCUAAAGAGGCAGAACAAUCUCUUGGAAGCUCAAAGUAUUGUUUUAGUACGUACAUUAGAAAAAGCCAAAAUGUCUGGCACAUAUAAUUUGGGUAGUGACAGCAAGGACAGUAUCUUUAAUGAAACUGAAUCUGACACGUCGGAUAUGGAGGGUACAGUACAACAAAAAAGACCCAAGAAAAUGAAAGUUGGAACUUAUCAUUAGAAAAAGGACUGAUUUUUUGUGAAGAAAGUGUAAAUGGACGUCUUAAAUCUUGGUAUUUAUUACCAAAAAUAUUUUUGCCAGGUGCAUAGUUAGAUCACAAAAUAAUGUUUCUAGAAACAGUGUUUUACUUCUGCAGCCUUUGUUUUUUAUUAAGUUUUCUAUUUAAUUAUUUUUUUAGGAUUCCUGAAAAUGGUACAAAUUUUUAUGAAAUUUUCAUUAAAGUUAUUUUUUCAAAACAUUUACCAUGUAUGGAGUAAAACUACUGAAUCUUUUGCAUUAGUCUGUGAUUAGUUGGAUUAUUUUUAUGCAACCGUUCACAUUUUUAUUAACGUUUACAAAUAUUCAAUCAAAUUGACAAAUUUAAUGCGGUAUUUCAUUUUUUUAAUACUACAUAAAAUGUGAACAGUUCUUCUAAAUUUCCAGUGAACAUUAGUAAAAAUUAAUGUCCAUUUUUUUUAAAACAA
Messenger RNA from Brassicogethes aeneus, 1377 nucleotides. Lineage: Eukaryota; Metazoa; Arthropoda; Insecta; Coleoptera; Nitidulidae. The record is from the annotation of a GenBank genome assembly.